Molecule: messenger RNA, 2157 nt
Organism: Moneuplotes crassus
Lineage: Eukaryota; Ciliophora; Spirotrichea; Euplotida; Euplotidae
Source: the annotation of a GenBank genome assembly
CAAGAAAAUGGUUUCAAAAAGUCAUAAGAAAAGGAUUUUCAGAAAACGCAGAACAUUUGCAAUAAGGAUAUCAGGUUUCCUCAAACUGUUUGAUAUUUAUGGGAAGAAUAUUGUGCUCACUUAUAAUGGGGAGGAUAAAUACCGAACCCUGAUAGGAGGGAUAAGUACAUUUCAUUCGUAAUUUUUAGCAUCUAUUCUAGUCGGCUUUGUAAUUAUUGCAUAUGUGAUAUAUCUCACAUCUGUAAUGUUCAAAUAAAGGCAAUACAGCAUUCACAAAAGCUUCAUUUUUGAAUGAUCUUUACUCAAACGUUGAAAUACAUAAUCCAGCAGACAAUAAAAGAACUGUUGAUACAGGUCAUUCACAAUUCGACCUUGCAUUCCAGUUUACAGCUGAUGGAGCUGACCUUGUCAGUGACCCAACUGCAUUCACAUUCUUUAUCAAUCAUGUUGAACAAGAAUGGGUGACCGAAGAUGGAGUUACUUACCCAAAAAGAAAUUACACGAAUAUCGAAUUCGAGAAAUGUGGUGAAACCCACUUCAGCUAUGAUAAUCUUGAUGAAAUCAAGAGAAUCGGAGUGGACAACUACUACUGCUUCAAACACAAAAACUACUCGAUAGGAGGCAGCUUCUAUUCGCCUAAGUAUCAUUACCUAGAGAUGAAGCUCCGACGCUGAGUGAGUGGUGCUUCCUCAUGCAAGAGUGACUCUGAAAUUGAAGCUCUUGUCAAAGCUUCAAGGUUCUCGAUGGCCAUUGUGAACACAGUAGUAGACCUCAAAGACUACAAGAAACCGGUGCAAUACAUGAUCGACGACGGACUUUUCUGGGAGUUGGUGCCAGACUUCAGAAAGAAAACUGACAUUUUCUUGAGAAAGAAUGAAGCCUCAUUUGAAGAUAACUAUGUGCAGUUGGGGUUUCCGAAGGAAGAAGAGUUUUACCAGGUGGCAGAGACCAACGACAGAUUUGAAAGUGAAUCAUCAAAAGGAGACAUGCUAUCGAUUUAUCUCAGAAUUGACAAAAUCACAGAUACGUAUGAACGCCAGAUCUACUCCAUCGGCGAACUCCUCGGUCAAGCAGGAGGCUUCUAUGGCGCCCUCGUUGGCAUUGGGUCGGUGUUCCUGUUCAUAUUCUCAGAAAGGCUGUUUGUCAGUUCAGUGCUUAGGAAGAUUUACCAGAUAGAUUCGUGGCAGGAAAAGGAAAAACUCGACAAGAAAUUGAGAGAAAGACAUCGUAAGGAGUACAAAAAUCAAUUCAUCCAAUAUAAACCAGAUGGAAGAAAGGUGAAAGUUCCUUAUACCCAGUCUGAGAAGUUCCAUCACCAAGCUUUUGAAGAUAUCAAAAGAAUGAAUUACCUUGAAGCCAACUCUGAAGGCAACCAAUUCAAGGAGAAUGUUCUCGAGAGGUGAGAACAAAGCAUGAGAGAGCGUAAAGUGUUCAAAUAUGGGUACAAAGAUAUCUUGCAUUACUUGUUCUGAUGAGCUUUUUGAAGGAGAAAGAGAUCGAUGAGGCUUAAGCCAGGAUUUAGAGAACACCUUUACUUUGAAAUUGGGCAAGAAAAGUUACUAGAUGAACUUGAUUGAGUCACCAUUAUUAAGGCUGUCAGACAGCUCAAGUUAUUGACAGCGGUUUUGUUGAACAAACGACAGAAAUUUUUAAUGAAGUUCCAGCGCAACAAUGUCAUUGACAGUUCGUCCUCUGGCACUUCUGAUGAAGGCCAAAUGAACAUCAUCGACCUGAUGGCCAGCAAAAACAAAUAAGCAUGUUGAGAUUGUCAACAAGAAGAUAAACAAAGUAAUCGAGAGUUUCUGAGACAAGCCGUUUCAGGAGAUUGACAAGAGAGUCAUCAGUGGGAUUGUCAAGAAACGAUUUUCAGACUCUGACAAUGAAAAUGAAAACGAUCAUGAUUCAAGAGUAAAUAUUGGCUCUAGCAUACUUGAAGAUGAAGCAAAAAUCAAGUAUCUGAACAACCAAGAAAGGAAACUCAGGUAUCCCUCUCAAGAACAGGCUAGAUACAGAUGAUUCGUUUGUCCGGUUGCCCAAACUCUUUGGAGAACGUGCUGGGAUGACAGGAAAGCUUGAAGAAUUUGGAGAUGGUAAGUUUAUACUUAUUAGGUCUAGGAAUUCCAAUAGAAUAAUGCAUAUCUAUCCAUAUUUCAAUAA